AUGACACAAGUAAUUAAAUGUAUUGUAAUUAUAGCAUUCAUUUCGUUUUUUUUUCUGAAAAAAGUUCAAUGUGAUAAUGACCCAUCGGUAAAUGUAGCUAAUCAUAAUGGCCUAAAUAAUAACAAUUCAAUUGCAUCGUCGAUCAAUGAUAAAGCGAAUGUUACUGCAAUUGGAAACAAUAAUAAUUAUAUGAGAAAAAACAUUACUCCUUCAAUAACAGUAGCACAAGUAUUACUUAUAGUUUUUUCUUCUAUAUCUUCGUCAAUGUUCAUAAUGGGAGCAAUUUUUUGUGGUAUUUAUUAUAUGCACAAACGAAGAAUAAUAUCUAGAAAAGUAUUGACAGGUCAAGAUACUGUCUAUUCUAAAAUAAAUGCAUCAUAA
Molecule: messenger RNA, 381 nt
Organism: Strongyloides ratti
Lineage: Eukaryota; Metazoa; Nematoda; Chromadorea; Rhabditida; Strongyloididae
Exons: 3
Coding region: 1-381 (126 amino acids)
Source: RefSeq, a predicted model, not a curated record